AUGUUUAUUGUAGAAACGAGACAAAGAAGCAUUGGCGAUGUCUACGUUUUAUCCAGGUUCCAUAAAAAUUUGUGCACCUCAAUGUUUGAUACUUUCAUGAGGAAACACUUUGCAGAUUUUAAUAUUCAAUCAAUUGAUGACAAAAUGGUGAGAAUAACAAAGAAAAUGUGCCCCUGCAUUGUUCUUUGCCUUUACUCAACUAGAGCAUAUGAGGACAUAGCCAUAUCUCUACAAGGCGUAAAUGCAGAUGAUAAUGUUCCGGUGUUACUGGUUGCAUUGCAAGCCUGUGAAAAAACUAUAAAAGCUGAUUUACUUAAAAAAGGAAUGCUUCCGAAAAAUAACAUUAUAACAGAUUAUACGGAUAUCCUUUUUGCUGAUAGUAGUCGCGAUUGUUAUCUAUGUGAAGAAAAUUAUGAAGCUGCUGAUGACAUACAUAGAUUUUACCUCAAAGCCCAAAAUUUCCUUAAAGAGGGUUCAUCAGUUGACAGUAAAAAAAUGGAUGAAAUGCAAAUACAAAUUUGCCCAGACAACACUCCCUAGAAGACGAAAGAAGAAGAUCAAGGAUAUAUACAUG
Molecule: messenger RNA, 574 nt
Organism: Saccostrea cuccullata (small rock oyster)
Lineage: Eukaryota; Metazoa; Mollusca; Bivalvia; Ostreida; Ostreidae
Exons: 3
Coding region: 1-540 (179 amino acids)
Source: RefSeq, a predicted model, not a curated record